GUUGGUUCUCUGGGUCUGUCGACACCGAGAAGUGCUUCAACGUCCACUAGCCGGGGCCCGAGCUCUGCUAACACUCUCUUUAAAGCGGGGUUUAGGAGACUUCUCCGGUUUAUGAAUGGUCAUGGUAGCAAGGACUGCUUAGGGGGGGCCCUUAGGGGCGGCGGCCAAAUCCUUCUUCUGUUUGGAACAUUGUGGAACGAAAGACCAAGGGUGGCAUUGUACUACGAAACAGACUCUGUAAAGGGGAUUCCUCAGAUUCUGGCUUAUUUCACAAGUUGGGGCGCCCCCUGCACCAGCCCGGGCUUUAGCCCCCCACUACUAAAGAGGCUCUCUCUCGAACGCUGGAGUGUAGUUUAUCAAAUGGUCCUCAAUAAGGAACAGCUUAGCAUAGAAGCCUUAAAAUCCAGCAUAAGAAAAUCAACGUUCACCCUUUCAACGUCGAUGGGUUCAACUCUGACCCUUCUGAUAACCCUAAGUCUUGACGUUGAUACUCGAGCUUACUUCACGGCCGCGACUAUGAUUAUAGCAGUUCCCACUGGCAUCAAGAUAUUCUCUUGGAUAGCUACUCUUUAUGGAGGGUCUAUUCGUUUCACUACUCCUAUGCUGUUUGCUCUUGGAUUCAUCUUCCUCUUUACCAUCGGUGGGCUAACUGGUAUAGUGCUUGCUAACGCAUCAUUGGAUAUCGCCUUGCACGAUA
Cetraspora pellucida is the source of this 697-nucleotide messenger RNA. The record is from the annotation of a GenBank genome assembly. Lineage: Eukaryota; Fungi; Glomeromycota; Glomeromycetes; Diversisporales; Gigasporaceae.